Messenger RNA from Thyridium curvatum, 1752 nucleotides. RefSeq lists its product as uncharacterized. The transcript has a single exon. Lineage: Eukaryota; Fungi; Ascomycota; Sordariomycetes; Thyridiales; Thyridiaceae. Gene Ontology annotation, cellular component: vacuolar membrane; endosome. The record is from RefSeq and is a predicted model, not a curated record. Gene Ontology annotation, molecular function: siderophore-iron transmembrane transporter activity. Bases 1 to 1752 code for a protein of 583 amino acids. Gene Ontology annotation, biological process: transmembrane transport; intracellular iron ion homeostasis.
AUGUCCACAGAACCAGAAGGUAGCCCUGCUGCCUCGGAACCGAAACCCUCGCCCUUAGUCGACGACAAAUCCUGUCAGGAGCAUUCCGAUAAUGCCGUUGGGACGAGCGUAAAGCUCCCUGGUGUGCUCAAGAUGGAGGCAUUCGAUAGCGAGUUGAAGCUGUGGGAACGAUGCUUUCUCUUUGCUUCGAUCUUCCUCGUCGGCUACGCAUUCGGACUUGACGCCUUGGUUCGGGGUACAUAUCAGGCAUAUGCCACUUCCAGCUAUGCACAGCACUCUCUCCUCUCCACUAUCAACGUCAUCCGCGGCGUCAUCGCAGCCGUCGUCCAGCCCAUGGUCGCCAAGCUAUCUGAUCAGGUGGGGAGGCUGGAGUUGUUUCUCGUCGUCACUGUUUUCUACGUCGUCGGCAGCAUCAUCGAGACCUGCGCGCUGAGCGUCCAGACCUUCAGCGCUGGGGCCUUGCUUUACCAGAUCGGCUACACGUGCACCCUGCUCAUCUUCGAAAUCAUCAUUGCCGACAUCACCUCGAUCCGCAGCCGAGUCUUCUUCGUAUUCGUCCCCAACAUGCCCUACCUCAUCAACACUUGGGUCAGCGGAAACGUGGCUUCGGCGGUCUUGACGACGACGACUUGGCAAUGGGGCAUUGGAAUGUGGUGCAUCAUCUAUCCCGUCGCUACGAUACCGUUUAUCACGAUCAUGGCCAUCGUCGGACGCCGAGCGAACAAGAAGCUGGCCAAACAUGCCAAGAGCGGGAAGGGUUGGGCACGGACAGCACAUGAGAUGUUCUGGAAGCUGGAUGUGGUCGGACUGCUGCUCCUCACCGCUGCGCUGUCCAUGACCCUCAUCCCGCUGACCCUGGCUGGUGGAGAGAAUAAGAAAUGGCGCACUGCUGGGAUCCUGACUCCUCUGAUCCUGGGUAUCCUUCUCUUCCCCGUCUUCGCGGUCUGGGAGGCCAACGCUACGCAUCCCCUGAUGCCGCUCUACCUCCUUCGAAACAGGGGCAUCUGGGCCGCGAUGGGCACCGCCGUCUUUAUGACGUUCUCCUGGUAUACGCAAGCCGACUUCUUGUAUACGGUUCUCCUGGUAGCGUUUGACUUUAGCAUCGAUGCUGCGACUCGGGUCGCUUCUGUGUACGCCUUCUGUGCAGUUGUCGGCGGUGUGUCACUCGGUCUGAUCAUUAUGAGGGUGCGUCGUCUGAAGCCGUUCAUCCUCGGCGGCAUCAGUCUCUGGCUCGCCGCCUAUGGGAUGCUCUACCAUUACCGCGGGAGCACCGAUGGCAGCUCUCGAUCCGGCGUCAUCGCUGGACAGGUGCUCCUGGGUCUGGCGGGCGGCUUCUUCCCGUACCCUAACCUGGCCAUCGCCCAGGCCGUGAGCAAGCACGAGGACGUCGGCAUCAUAACCAGUCUGAUGCUGACGAUGAACAACGUCGGCAUGGCGUUGGGGGGCUGCGUAUCGGGAGCGAUCUGGACGCAGACGCUUUACGACCAGCUCCAGGCGGACCUGGCGCCCAACAGCACGCUUGCUGCUUCGGUCUACGCCUCUCCGCUUUAUGUCGUUCCGAAUUAUCCCGUCGGCACUGUAGAGCGCACAGCCAUCAUCCACAGCUAUCGCUACAUCCAGCGGCUCUUGGCCAUCACGGGAAUGUGUCUGGUAGUGCCGAUGCUGGCCUUUGCAUUGUGUCUGCCGAACUUGAAGCUGCCGAACCACAAGGCCAGGAACGCGAUCGAGGAAUCCUCAGAGCCGAAACAGUGA